UCCUUGGCAUCUAGUAAGCUCAGGGGCCGUCUAAUGGAGUCCAUUCUUUGAGAAGGAUGCCUUAUUGCAUUGUUACUGCAGGGUCCUUAUCUAAUUUAGCGAAACCCUAUGCUUCGCUUUCUUGUUAUUGCACAUGCAGGCAUUUAUAACAAGCUGCAAAGAAGUCUCUGUUCAUAUUGCGUGGUAUUUGGGAAGAAGACUUUGAAAAGUCAAUAGGUCAACUUCUCUUUGAUUUGCUAGCCAGCGGGAAGGAGUCUUUCAAAGACCAGGUGCAAAUUUACUGGGCUGGUGCUAUCACCGACCAAACAGACGAUAUCUAACAUGUAAAUUUCGCAGGGCUGCCCCACCUGCUGUCCAUCUUAAUUACUAGUCUUCCUACUCCAGUUUCCAAGUCAACUGACGUGUGUUGCCAGAAAAAGAAUUAUAUGUACUUUGAAGAGACACCAAGACAGAGUUCAAGCAAGAGAAGUUGAUCUUGUUGGUGUCUCCAUUUUGUUUCUUAAAAUUGGGAGCUCGGGGAUGGCUCCCGUCCCUUUGCUAGUUUUCUUUGUCCUCUUUCACCCUUUGCUUCUUUGCGCUUCCAAAGAAGAUGCCUGGCCCUUGAAGAAGUGUCCGCCUUUCAAUUGUGGAAAGCUCGGAGAAAUCCGGUUCCCAUUUACCAACAACACAAGUCCUGAGAUAUGCGGUCCCUCUGUGGUGGAUGGUUGUAACGAAGAUUCUCAAAGGAUCCAACUAGUAAGGGGAGGAAAAUGGUUUGAACUUCACAGCAUCUCUCAGGCUGGUACUAUGUCAAUCACUGAUAAAGAUUUAAGGGGACAUUUGAAUUCCAAUUCAUGCGAUUCCUUUAACAAUUUGAGUCUUCCACCAAGUCUCCCAUACUUCUCUAUUCAAGAAAUCUCCACCCAAACUUUAUUCAAAUGUGACCCUAGUGUCAAUUUUCCUCACCGUCUUGAAUUGAACUAUACAGGAUGCAAGAAUUUCAGCAUCUAUUAUACUCGCAACACCAGUCUGCCUAGUCCUCCACCUACCUGUUCAAUUCUUCAGCUUCCAGUGAAUAAUACCGAGAGUUAUGGCGACAUAUUCAGGCUGUUAACAGCUACCUUCUCUAUUGAAGUGUCAGUAUUGCCUCUGUGUUAUCUUUGUUAUUUGCAAAGAGGGGAAUGUGAUCACACCAUGGAAGGAAACCUCAAAUGCAUCCAUUCAAUUGAAGAGAGCAAGAAAUUGAGAUUGACUCUCGGACUAGUUAUCAGCAUUGGAGUUCUUAUAAUUACAAUCUGUUGCGUCAUCAUUAGAAAGUACUCAUCCAUUCACUUCCUUUCCUGUUGGAGAAAACCCAGAGGAAGUCAAAGUAUGGAAGUUUUUCUGAGGAACUAUGGAACCUUGGCACCAAAAAGAUACAGUUAUUCAGAACUUAAGAAAAUGACCAAAAACUUCAAAGAGAAACUAGGCCAAGGAGGCUAUGGAAGUGUUUUCAAAGGCAAUUUACUUGAUGGUCGUCUUGUUGCUGUUAAAGUCCUGAAGAAAUCAAAGAGUAAUGGAGAAGAAUUUGUAAAUGAAGUUUCAAGCAUCGGCAUGACUUCCCACGUCAACAUUGUUACUCUUCUGGGGUUCUGUUUUGAGGGUCCUAAACGAGCUCUAAUCUAUGAGUUCAUGUCUAAUGGGUCACUUGACAAGCACAUAUAUGAAGAAAAUCUCUCGAAGGCACAACCUAAAUUGAGGUGGGAAACAUUAUACCAAAUUGCAGUUGGCAUUGCUCGAGGAUUAGAAUACUUGCACAGAGGUUGCAACACAAGGAUUUUACAUUUUGACAUAAAGCCUCAUAAUAUUCUUCUAGAUGAAAACUUCUGUCCUAAAAUUUCUGAUUUCGGCCUGGCUAAAAUAUGCCCCAGUAAAGAGAGUAUCGUAUCGAUGUUGGGUGCAAGAGGAACUGCUGGAUACAUUGCCCCCGAAGUAUUUUGUAGAAAUUUUGGAGGGGUUUCUCACAAAUCUGAUGUUUAUAGCUAUGGGAUGCUAGUGUUAGAAAUGAUUGGAGGGAAAAAAAACUUUCGCGUCGGAGUUGAUAAUGCCAGUGAGAUCUAUUUUCCACAUUGGAUAUACAAGCGUCUUGAAAUAGGUGAAGAACUUCAACUUCGAGGGGCUGGCAAUGAAGUGGAGGAACAAAAUGCAAGAAAAAUGAUUUUGGCAAGCUUGUGGUGCAUACAAACCGACCCCUCAAAUCGCCCACCAAUGUCUAGAGUGGUAGACAUGUUGCAAGGAAGUCUUGAGUCCUUGCCAUUCCCGCCGAAACCUUACUUGUCUUCCCCUCCAAGACCUCCUCACGGAUCAAAUUCAAAUUCAAAUUCAAAUUCAUAAACAACCACUGUCAUAAUUCAUCGAAGGACAGAGCAAAUGCAUCCAUUCAAUUGAAGAGCAAAAAAUUGAGAUUGAAGCUCGGACUAGGUCUCGGAGUCCCCCUUUCAUGGUAUUAAUAAUUUUGGUGUCAAUAUUUUUCAUCCGGUGGCAUCGACACCAGAGAAAACACAUUUCCUCUCACGUCAAUUCAGCAAAUGCUUCUUCAGACCCCUCUUCAAAAUCAGACCCGGAAGGGGACAAUAACUACUUUGGGGUCCCCAUCUUUCACCGAAUAUAUGAUUAGUCUGAUAGCCUCGUUUUAGCAUUCUGUGUUCUAUAAUUUUGCAGCGUUUUUGCCAACAGGAAACUUCCUGGCCCUCUGCUAUAUUGAUGCUGUUAUUGUUAUCUGGUCUCAAGAUUAACUUGUUUUAAAUAAA
Molecule: messenger RNA, 2768 nt
Organism: Populus nigra (black poplar)
Lineage: Eukaryota; Viridiplantae; Streptophyta; Magnoliopsida; Malpighiales; Salicaceae
Product: LEAF RUST 10 DISEASE-RESISTANCE LOCUS RECEPTOR-LIKE PROTEIN KINASE-like 2.1
Exons: 5
Coding region: 520-2352 (610 amino acids)
Biological process (GO): protein phosphorylation
Molecular function (GO): protein kinase activity; ATP binding
Source: RefSeq, a predicted model, not a curated record